Molecule: messenger RNA, 1578 nt
Organism: Venustampulla echinocandica
Lineage: Eukaryota; Fungi; Ascomycota; Leotiomycetes; Helotiales; Pleuroascaceae
Exons: 2
Coding region: 1-1578 (525 amino acids)
Source: RefSeq, a predicted model, not a curated record
AUGCCACCACCAUCUGAUAUCUCAGAUUGGGAAAAAUCUGGAUUGAUGACUCCGGAAAAGAUCCGGCAGAGGCUCUAUGAUCAGAUAGUGUCGUAUUGUUUCGACGAGAAUGAGCAUGCAGCCCUUCGCGAGAAAUUUAAUUCCCCUGUCGUGGGCAUGAACGGGAUCAAACACUGGGAUCAGGCAAUCUUUCAAAACUUUCUCUCAGAAUUAUCAAUCCCUUCAUCUCUACCACUUUUGACUGAGGCUGGUCCGAUUCUCUUUUCUAGUGCGGUAUAUAUGAGCAGGUUCCCCUUCAACACACAACCUAUCAGGGAUUUACCGUCCAAUCUGACAUAUGAAGACCUCCUACGUGCCAUCUUUUGGGUGCUUCCGGAACGUGCCAGCGUGGACCGGACCAGAACUGCUUCUGAUCAGAGAAGGAUAAUUUUUCAGAGUCUUGCAGAUAUAAGCGGAGAUUUCGGAUUUGACGAAGAGGAGGAAAAGAAAAUCGCAGCGCAGAGGGCAUUUCAGGUAGUUGACCACUCCCGUGACUGGGCACUUAGCAACUACGAUGAGGAAGGAGAUGAGAUGUAUCACGACAUUCUCGAUGUUAUUUCUAGCUCACGCAUGCAAUUUGUUGAGCCGUCAUAUUCAACGUACGACCGGAAUGACUUUCGUCCACUUGCAAGGCGCCUAGCCACUCCGACUUGUCUACGGCAGCUGGCCAUUUCGAGGGGCCGGUUCAAGCCACUUGUAAAGUUGUUACUGGCAGAACAUCUAAAUGAUGGAAUCCAGAAACCCGCUCUACAGUUAGCAGAGCUUGAAGUGGCUGCAGAUCAUGUUGUCGAUACUUUCUGUCGUGGCUCGGGCCCCGACGAAGUCAUUACUUGGCAGAAAUUUGAAUGGGCGCUUUCCGAAAGAACACCAUUUCUUUUCUUCUCCCUCUACCGCUUAUAUGAGUCUCUUGUUAGGACUUCCGAUGAUGACUCUGUUAAUAAAUAUGUGGCAUACCCGCCACAAUCGGUACCAUCGGGCCACAUCCUUAAUCUUGUCACUAUCAGCCAGAUUCUUUUCACUAUCGAUUCGACAGUAGCCUUUGACAACCCUCGCCUUAUAUACCAAUACGACGAUUGUCAGGCUGCAUCUGACGUUCCCACGGUAUCCGAGGUGCAUGACGCCAUCAAGUUUUCCCCAAAGGAAUCUUGGGACUUCCGACUUCUUCUUGUAUCUGGUAAAUCGACAUCGAAUGGAGAAACGGUUGUAUUUGGCGCCUUCCUACAAGGAUUAGGCGAAGAGGAGAAAAUUAUUCCGCGGCAAGAAGAUCAUUUGGAGGGAAGUCUUCUGUUCCAACUAGCCCCUAUUCACGACGUCUUUCGCAGUAACAUUGGCAAGAAAGCAUGGACGGUAGGUAGCGAUAACGAACUGUGCUUCGGUGAGAAGGGACAGGGGUUUUCGAUGAGAUUCGUUGACGGAUUGAAACGGCUCAAUGUGAUACAUAAGGUCGGUGUACAUGAGGAAAGUAUAUACCAGGCGACAGAAUGGAGAGGUAGCUGGGAAAUGGAGGUCGAGAUUGAUAAGGUCGAAGUAUGGGAAUAG